Molecule: messenger RNA, 1665 nt
Organism: Lichtheimia ornata
Lineage: Eukaryota; Fungi; Mucoromycota; Mucoromycetes; Mucorales; Lichtheimiaceae
Exons: 7
Coding region: 1-1665 (554 amino acids)
Biological process (GO): nucleoside triphosphate metabolic process
Molecular function (GO): nucleoside triphosphate diphosphatase activity; ribonucleoside triphosphate phosphatase activity
Source: RefSeq, a predicted model, not a curated record
AUGCAGCAUGACGAACAUCAUCGAGCGCUCCUAGACGCGCAAGACGAUGGUGCCUCGUCGUCGUCUUCGUCAGAGCGUGCAACGAUACCAGUGACAGCAGCAACCACCGUCGACUAUGAUAAAAGCGACGACCCUACGAAUACUGCUACAGCUACCACUACUACAACUACUACAACUACAACCCAACCCACCACGGGGAAUGAGGAACAACAACGACUCUUGGAUAACGACAAUGACCCUGAACGUGACCAUGACCACAGGUCGUCUUGGGAAAUGGAGGUGCAGGAACCCAAUCAGCCAGUCUAUCUCAGUAAAUGGGAAAACCCAAUGUGGCGAUAUCCUGUGGUGGCUGCUUUUUUCGUCAUGUUUUUCUUGUUAUUCAAAAUGAUCAUGCUCAUUGCCGUACAGCGCCAUACCCAACAUCGUCGACCGGAUCGUAUCUUUUACAACGGCACAGAGUACUUUGGUCCAACAUUGAUCAUGAUCUCCUUGGAUGGCUUUCGUCCCGAUUACUUGGAUCGCAACAUGACGCCCAACAUGGUCAACUUUGCUGCUACCGGUAUGCGAGCUGAGUAUAUGCAUCCAUCGUUCCCUUCCAUCACAGCACCAAAUCAUUGGACGUUGGCAACUGGCUUAUAUCCCGAGUCCCAUGGCAUUGUCGCCAAUGAAUUUUAUGAUCCAGACAUGAACAAGGUCUUUUUUCUUUCAAAUGAUACCAUCACUCAUGAUCAUCGUUGGUGGCAUGGUGAGCCUAUCUGGCAUACGGCUCAACGGCAGGAAAAACGCUCUGGUGUCAUCAUGUGGCCUGGUUCCAAUGUCAAAGAACUUGCAGCGGAUUACGUCGUCCCAUUCAAUGAUUCAAUAUCUGCCCAUGCAAAGAUGGAUACGGUUUUACAAUGGAUCGAUUUACCUGUGGAAGAGCGUCCUCAUCUUGUUUCAGUCUAUAUUCAACAAACCGAUGAAGAAGGUCAUCGCUCUGGUCCGGAUAGUCCCAGAUUGAAUGAAGUUCUCAAGACCACAGAUGAAGCGAUUGGCUAUCUCUUGGAAGAAUUAAAUGCGCGUCGGAUCUUGGAUCGUAUUCAUAUUGUCAUUGUGAGCGAUCAUGGUAUGGCAGAAACCCAUCGAUCCCGAGUGAUUUAUUACGACGACAUUUUAUCAAAGACAUCCAUGAGCUGGUUACGUGAACGUGAGGCAGGACCUCUUCUCGGCUUACGACCCAAAGAAAAUGCACCCAAACACGCGGUUGAGCAGAUAUACCAGGAGCUGCACAAUUACACUCAGCACCAUCCCAACGAUGCCCAUUUCCAAGUCUAUCUUCGGGAACACGUGCCCAACCGUUUCCAUUACAAUGAUAACAAUCGCAUCCCACCUAUCGUUGCUAUUCCCGAUGUCGGUUAUGCCAUGGUCAGUCACGAGGAAUGGAAUCCCAAAGAUGAUAAAGAGCCAUUUACGCCACGUGGAAUUCAUGGUUAUGAUAAUCUGGAGGAUGACAUGCAAUCGAUCUUUCUCGCUCAUGGUCCAACCAUCGAUCUCGAAUAUGGCCGUCAAUCCAUCCUUGCCCCCUUUUUCAACACUGAAGUCUAUUCAUUCCUUUGCCAUCUCCUCAACAUUGAUCCCGCCCCCAAUAAUGGUACCCUGGAAGGCCGUUUCCUUCGAAUCCGAUAA